AUGUGCGAGACUCGUUGGGUUGAAAACCAUGAUGGAUUAAUAAGAUUUAAAGAAAUUUUCAAAGCGAUUGUUGAUACGUUGGAAGAUUUGAGCAUGGAUGCGGAUUCUGAAACUUCAUCAAAAGCGACUUCUUUUCUGCGAUCGAUUAUUGCCAGCGACUUUAUCAUAAGCUUGUGUUGCUUAGGCAUGCCAUUUUCAUACACAUUGUCACUUUGUAAAAUCCUACAAUCUCCCGAAUGUGACUUAGUAGCUGCAUUACAACAUGUCGACAUUAUAAUAAAGACUGUUCAAGAUAUUCGCGAAAAUGUCAGUUCAAAAUUUGCAACGAUAUUCAAAACCGCACUCGAUUUACUCGAAACUGUAAAUGAAGAAAUAAAAAUUCCACGAAUAGCAUUACGACAACAGCAUAGAGGAAAUUAUAAUACACAAGAUCCAGAAACAUAUUUUAGAAUUAGUAUCAUGAUACCACUCUUGGAUGACUUCAUCGAUCAGCUUCGCUCCAGAUUCGAAAAUCACAAAUCGACAUUAUCAUCCCUCUAUAUUUUGAUACCAUCCGUGUGUUGCAAAAAUGAGAGUGUGUUUCAAGUUGACAAUUUCAAACUUUAUGAAAGAUUUUUGGAGUGUGACUCUCUACAAGCGGAAUUUGAUUUGUGGAGGACAAAGUGGCUGAAAAAAUCAGACGUAGAUCGGCCGACGUGUGCUAUCGAGGCUCUCGGAGAAUGCAACCAAGACCUGUUUCCAAACAUUCACAAGCUGUUGAAAAUUUUAUCGACAUUACCUGUGUCGACAAGUACCCCGGAAAGGACGUUUUCUUCGUUGAAACGUCUAAAAACGUAUUUAAGAAAUUCCAUGGGCCAAGAAAGGCUAACCGGAUUGGCGUUAAUGUCAAUACAUCGUAGAAUUGAUAUUAACACAGAAGAC
Molecule: messenger RNA, 921 nt
Organism: Vollenhovia emeryi
Lineage: Eukaryota; Metazoa; Arthropoda; Insecta; Hymenoptera; Formicidae
Product: 52 kDa repressor of the inhibitor of the protein kinase-like
Exons: 1
Molecular function (GO): protein dimerization activity
Source: RefSeq, a predicted model, not a curated record